AUGACUUUGGUUUCUAUCACAAACAAUAAUGUUGAGGAAAAUAAAUCAACAUUGCCUCUGCCACAGAUUAAUCUUUUAGAAACAAAUUCUUUAAUAGACAUUUCUCCAAUAACCUAUCCAAAUACCAAUAAUGACCGUUUAAAGUUCAUAAAUCCUAAAACUGGUUUUGUUUCAACCUACAAAUUAUUAGCAACUGCACUCAAAUCGUCUCCUCGUGCUGUAGGUGGGGCUUUACGAGUUAAUCCAUUUGCACCUUCACCUAUACCUUGUCAUCGAGUUAUUGCCGCUAAUUUUUUUAUUGGUGGUUUUGAUGGCGAAUGGUUUAAACGUCAACAUCAAAACAAUGCUAAGAAACGAAAUUACGUCGAUAGUAUAGGGGAAGAUAAAAUUGGUUGUAAGCUUGAUAGAUUAAAAAACGAGGGCAUUUUUUUCGAUGGAGAGG
Messenger RNA from Scutellospora calospora, 442 nucleotides. Lineage: Eukaryota; Fungi; Glomeromycota; Glomeromycetes; Diversisporales; Gigasporaceae. The record is from the annotation of a GenBank genome assembly.